AUGAAGAUAUUUGUUCUCUCACUUUUUUUUAUUGCAGCUCUCGGAGUCAUUGAAAUUCCUCUCUCUCAUACCUAUAAGACAGAAGAAGAGCAAUAUGCUUAUUUCAAGCUUAUUCAGCUCAGAAGGCUGUUUGGGGCAAGUAAUGUCCCGAUUUCUAACUAUUUAGAUGCUCAAUAUUAUGGCCCGAUUUCGAUUGGGACUCCUCCUCAGCCUUUUACUGUUGUUUUCGAUACAAAUUCUCCACUCCUUUGGGUGCCAUCGAAAACAUGCACCUCCCUAGCUUGCCAUACGCACCAUACUUAUAACUCAGCAGCAUCAUCCACAUAUAAAAAGAAUGGGGAUAUUCUUUAUUUUGGUUAUGACCAAGGUGAAGCUAAUGGCUUUGUGUCGCAAGACACUUUGACCUGGGGCGGAUUCACUGUCAAAGACGUUGAAUUUGGAGAAAUGACCUAUCUUGAUGGAUCUGGCUGGUUGGAAACCAAGCCAGAUGGGAUAUUAGGAAUGGCCUAUUUCUCAACUUCUGUAGAGAAGCUGCCUCCUCUAGCAUUCACUUAUUUAUAUAAACAAGGGCUGGUAACUAAUAACAGCUUUGCAUUUUAUUUAACCAAAAAUGCAAAUCAAGCAGGAAGCACUCUUACAUUAGGAGGCUAUAUAAAUUCUGCUGAAAUUGUCUUAUUUUUGUUAUAAGGAUCCCCCCUCAUUUGUCCAAUUUUCUAGUCUUUUAUCAUUUGUCCAUUUUUCUAGUUUUUUUUUAUAGAAAAAAAAAAUUUUUUUUAGGACCUCACUUGUCCAAUUUUCUAGUCAAAAUUUUGAUAGAAAAAAAAAUUUUCAGGACCUCAAUUGUCUCAUUUUCUAGUUUUUUUAAAGUAAAAACUAAAAAUUUAGGAUAUUCGAAAAAAUCCAAAAAAGAGUAGAAUAUAUGGGACAAAUCAUCUUUGACUAGAUUUUGGGACAAAUGAGAUCCUGAAAAAAUUUUUUUUCUUACUCCCCCCCCCCCUCCGUGAGCGAACAAAAAAAAUUUUUGUUCACUCACGGAGGGGGGUUAAUUUUUUUUUUAAAAACAAUUUAUAUAUAAAUUUUAUAAAAAAUAUUUUUUUCGAAAUUUAAAAAAAAUCCUAAUUUGCAAAAAUUGGGAAGCAAAUACUAAUUUAAUUUGCAAAAUUUAUGUUUUAAAACGCAAUUUGUUUAAAAUUAAACAGAAUUAGCUCUAGAUUUCAUUAUACUAAUUAUCACUUAUAUAGCAAAAUUUUUUUCUAUUAAAAUUUUUUCUAUUAAAAAUAUUUUUGUUCACUCACGGAGGGUGGGUUUUUGGUCAAAAAAUGGCGAUUUUUCUAAUGGUUUUGUUCGCUCACGGAGGGGGGGGGGGAGUUAGAAAAAAAAGUCUAGAAAAUUGGGACAAAUGAGGGGGGGAUCCUUAUGAGUAUUUAUGUUUAUUUAUUUGGAUUUGUAUAUAACUCAACAAUCUACAUUAAAAUGGCGACGGCGAACCAGCCCUUUUUCUCAAUACCUGUAACCAUAGGCUCGAAAGGCCUUGGAGUCCUUAUGGAAGGGAAAUUAGCGCUCGGUAAGUAUAUCCGGCUAGGUUUUACUUACCUUGGUGGAGCGCAAUGUCGAAUUAGGUCGACCGCAGCUCACUCAUUCAAGGUUUUCACCUCAUUCCCCCCUUUAAAUUGGAACAAAAGAUUUUGUUCCAAUUUAAAGGGGGGUUAAGAAAAUUUUUUCUAAAAAAAAAUUCUCAAAAAUUAUCGAAUUAGGCUAAUAAAUUUGGUUAAAAAUGCUAUUUACUCUUUAUCAUUUAAAAAAUAGCAAGACAAACUAAAUUUUCAUUAUUAGUUAAUAUGACACUAUUAAUUGGGCAUCAACUAUUGACACAAAAAUUUACCGAUCAAAGUGCUAAUUUUGUUAAAUAAGAUGUUAUUUAUACUCUAUCUUUAAAAUAAAGCAAUAAAUAAGUAAAUUUUCAAUUUUUUAAAGAAUUUCGCAUUGAAUUUAUAUCAAAAUUAUUUAAAUAAAAAAAAUAAUAUUUUUUUUUUUAAAAAUUUAGCACUCAAGGAUAUAAAGUUAUUUAAAAAAGAUACUUUUAUACUCUUUUCUUUAAAUAAGAGCAAGAUAAAACUAAAUUUUUUAUUUUAGUUAAGAAGAAAGAUUUAACUUAUAUCAAAACUUUUUACAUAAAAAUUAUGAUUUUUAUCUAUAAAAUUUUUUAUUGUAAAAUUAAAGGGGUUAAUUUAUCAAAAAAAUAGGAAUUUACCUAUAUAUUUUGUCCCGAUUUAAAAGGGGGGGUCAGGGGAUAAUGGGAUAGUGAGUUACACUAUCUAAAACGGAGCUUUUGUUGUUGACACUAUCAAAAAAAGCCCAUUCUUGAUUGUGUAAGUCACUAGAUUAAGAGUUGGAAAGAGGUAGCUCAGCGACACCGUGGGUUACUGCACGGCCCAUCAGGCACUUCUCCGGGCGUUGCGUUCCAGACUUUAGAUUUCCAUUUUGGCCAUAGCUCGACCAGAAAAUUUGUUUUUCAAAUUUUCGGAAAGAGCAACCACUGUUGAUGUACUGCAAGGUGGCGCAACUCAUCUGCUACAGGUGGCAAGCGCUGGCCUUCGUCUGCAGGAGCGAAGCUUUGAAGGUCGCGCUACGAUUGGCGGCGGGCAAAUGAGUGGAGAAUUACGGGUAGAAGUAGUCCUUCGGAAUAACGGCGGGCUUCUAUAUAAGUUUAAUUGGGGUGCAUGUCAAAUAACUUUGCCGUUUUGAUAGUGUCCAUUUCCGAAAAAUUCUUGAUCGAAAAUUUUUAAUAGUGAGACAUUUGACCGAAAAAAACCGUUAAUUUUCGGAUGAAAUGCACACUGUCAAAAAUCCACGGUCAUUUGACAUGGAGCCGUUUAAUUGACUUAAGUUAAGUAUAUAACUCAACGUUGUCGAAAGGGGACUGGAAUUAUAUUCCUCUAUACAAGCAAGAGAUGUGGACUAUCAAGAUAGGAGCUAUAAGCGUAGGCGGACAAGCUAUUUCUGGAACUGGAUUCAAUGCAACUUUCGAUACUACGACUUCACUGCUUGUAGGAAGCUUUAAUAUUGUGAACGAAAUUAAUGUGAAUAUUGGAGUAGUAGCUGAAGAUUGUUCAAAUAUAAGUAAGCUUCCAACAGUAAAUAUUGUUCUUGGAGGAGUUACUUAUGCUAUGCCUCCAAGUGCUUAUGUCUUGCAAAUCCCUAACGGAAACUCCUAUCAAUGCAUCAACGGAUGGCAACCUGAAGACUUACUCUAAGCUUAUAAAAUUUAAUUUAAUAAAUUAUGGAGUUUCUUUUAAAAUUCUAGCUUUUUUAGAUUAAAAUGAGUUAGGACCUGGUAUGGAUAAUACAAUUAUCCUUGGUGACCUCUUUAUUAGAACUUAUUACACUCUCUUCGACAUGGGCAACUUAAGAAUUGGACUUUCAACUGCGGUUUAA
Blepharisma stoltei is the source of this 3435-nucleotide messenger RNA. Lineage: Eukaryota; Ciliophora; Heterotrichea; Heterotrichida; Blepharismidae. The record is from the annotation of a GenBank genome assembly.